GAUAACUCCAACGAGCACUCGACAUGGUUGUACAACAUGCUUACGGUGUAUGACAUGUUUUAUGUUUAGAUAAUUAUUUACACAUCCAGUUAUGACAUUAUUUUCGCGAUCCUCAAGUUUCCUGUGGAAUUUGAGACGAGGACACAUUUUGAUCUUCCGCUGUCAGUCCACUCAACAGACCCCAAGGCAAACCAGGGCAUACAAGAAGAAGAAGACUUUUGGUGAAGGAGGCUAUGCCCUGCUGGUGAUUCCAGCAGCAGCCUUUUGUCUGGGGACAUGGCAGAUCCAAAGACGUAAAUGGAAGCUUGGUCUCAUCUCCGACCUUGAAAAGAAGACGACGCAGCCACCUGUUCCUCUUCCACUUGACUUUGAGGAGUUGAAGGAUCUUGAGUACCGCAGUGUGACGGUCCGUGGCCGGUUUGAUCACAGUCGAGAGAUGUACAUCGCUCCGCGGAGUAACGUGAUGACAGCGAGUCAGGGCGGACUUAUCAAUACAAACACACCUAGCCCUGGAUCCAACGUCGUCACACCGUUCAUACUCUCUGAUAGGGACUUGACCAUCCUGGUAAAUCGAGGGUGGGUUCCUGCCAAGAACCAGAAUCCUGCAACACGACCAGAAGGUCAGAUUUCGGAUGAGGUAGAGAUAGUCGGAGUUGUGCGUCAUGACGACCAGCGCAACCCAUUUAUGCCAAAGGGGAACCACAAAACGUCGGGGUUCUGGUUGUACCGGAGUGUCACCGAGAUGUCACAGGCAGCUGGAACAGCACCGGUCUUCAUUGAUGCAGAUAGAUACAGCACUGUGAAUGGAGGACCUAUCGGUGGACAGACCAGAGUCACCCUCAGGAACGAACACAUGUCAUACAUCAUCACAUGGUUUUCCUUGGGUCUUAUCACCUCGUUGAUGUGGUACCGGCGCUACUACAGACCACCCCCUCCAGACAGUGCCUUCACCUAUAUCAAGAAGCAGCGAUAAACCAAUGCUCCCUAGAAUAUCCCAUUAUACAUACAUAACAGUAAACCGAUGUUCCCUAGGAUACGCCACGAUACAUACAUAACAGUAAACCGAUGUUCCCUAGGAUACGCCACGAUACAUACAUAACAGUAAACUGAUGUUCCCUAGGAUACGCCACGAUACAUACA
Haliotis rubra (blacklip abalone) is the source of this 1140-nucleotide messenger RNA. RefSeq names its product surfeit locus protein 1-like. The coding region runs from base 92 to 973 and encodes 293 amino acids. The record is from RefSeq and is a predicted model, not a curated record. Gene Ontology annotation, biological process: mitochondrial respiratory chain complex IV assembly. Gene Ontology annotation, cellular component: mitochondrion; membrane. The transcript has 9 exons. Lineage: Eukaryota; Metazoa; Mollusca; Gastropoda; Lepetellida; Haliotidae.